AGAUGGUCCAGGUUGGUGCGUGUCUUUUGCCUCCCCCUACAUUCUAAUCGCAGCUAUAGCUUACAUGGCAUUUAUCCACGCUAUUUAGACAAGUCAGAACGCGCCGAAUCGCCCUUCUGGGCUGGUCGAAGCACGUCCCUCGGUCAGGAAGCAUCCAAGAUCUAUGGUCCGAAUACCGUUGUUGGAGCUUCAUACUCACAUGCCAGUCUUGUACAGCCUACAUCCUCCCACCCCCGUCCCAGAACGCCGACAAAGUCGUCUCCUGCGGUUUCUACAGCGCACUUGGCUCGCAGAUCAGGCAACCUGGUAGCAUCGCCUCCCCGACAGCCAUACCCCGGAAUCAUGACUGAAGGCGUUGACGAGUGGAGUCGUGACCCCACCGAGGAAGAUGACGACGAUGACGACGACGAGAUUGUAUAUGAUGAUGACGAAGAUGAAUUUGGACUCCCCAGUCUUGCCAGCAUGCGAAGAAAGAAGUCCGCGCCCUCAAAGUCAAAGAACGCCAAUUCCAGUGGUGGGGCAGGAGGCAGUCUCUCAUCACUGGGGUACGGGCUGUCUGCGAGCAGCAGACAACGAGCAAAUAGUGCAGACAUCGCCGAGGAGCGGGGGGCCCCAAUGUACCCGACAGCGCGAAAGGGAGAAGGAAAGAUCCUCAGGCCUCAAUACAAGGACAUUCUGCAAGAUCCCGCAAACGCUUUGAACCUUAUCAAUCACUCUCCGCCGCCAACAGAUGCUUCUUCCAAGGAAAGGGAUAUUCACUCGAGCCGCAUUACGCGAAUUAACAAAUUCAAGCGCAUCUUGCAAGCCAGCACAGUGUCGCCCACCGAGCUGCGGAACCUCGCUUGGUCUGGCGUUCCGGAGGAAGUUCGGCCAAUGACCUGGCAACUUCUUCUUGGUUAUCUUCCUACUAAUAGCGAGCGACGUAUUUCCACCCUUGAGCGAAAGCGCAAGGAGUACUUAGAUGGAGUUCGACAAGCCUUUGAGCGCGGCAGCGGCGCAAACUCCACAAACCCCCUGCCUCAUCCAAAGGCCGCGGCAGAGGACUGGACGAAGCGUAUCGAUGUCCCGCGCACCAGUCCUCAUAUUCCAUUAUAUGGCUAUGAAGCUACUCAGCGAUCCCUGGAGCGCAUUCUUUAUGUGUGGGCUAUCCGGCAUCCAGCUAGUGGUUAUGUCCAAGGUAUCAACGAUCUAGUCACGCCAUUCUGGCAGGUCUUUUUGGGCGUCUAUAUUACCGAUCUGAACGUCGAAGAGGGCAUGGACCCUGGUCAAUUGCCCCGCAGCGUGUUGGAUGCCGUGGAGGCUGACACGUUCUGGUGCCUCACCAAGUUGUUGGACGGCAUUCAGGACAACUACAUCUACGCCCAGCCGGGAAUCCAUCGACAGGUCAGGGCCCUUCGCGAUCUGACGGUGCGCAUCGACUCAGCCUUAGCGAAACAUCUGGAACAAGAAGGCGUGGAGUUUAUGCAAUUUAGUUUCCGAUGGAUGAAUUGCCUGCUCAUGCGGGAAAUGAGCAUAAAGAAUACGAUACGCAUGUGGGACACUUAUAUGGCCGAGGAGCAGGGCUUCUCCCGAUUUCACCUUUACGUUUGCGCUGCAUUUUUGGUCAAAUGGACCGAUCAAUUGGUCAAGAUGGAUUUCCAGGAGGUGAUGAUGUUCCUCCAAGCAUUGCCCACGAAAGGAUGGACAGAGAAAGACAUUGAACUUUUACUGAGCGAAGCUUACAUCUGGCAAAGCCUGUUUCAAGACUCGCGAGCUCAUCUCCGGCCCGCUGGCGAUGAACCUCCUGAAACUGGUAUCUUUUAUUGA
Penicillium brevicompactum is the source of this 1806-nucleotide messenger RNA. RefSeq names its product GTPase-activating protein GYP1. Gene Ontology annotation, molecular function: GTPase activator activity. The record is from RefSeq and is a predicted model, not a curated record. Gene Ontology annotation, cellular component: Golgi apparatus. Gene Ontology annotation, biological process: activation of GTPase activity. NCBI's taxonomy places the organism in Eukaryota, Fungi, Ascomycota, Eurotiomycetes, Eurotiales, Aspergillaceae. The annotation marks the transcript as partial. The transcript is spliced from 7 exons.